This is a messenger RNA of Talpa occidentalis (Iberian mole), 519 nucleotides long. It is a transcript of the gene RPS15, whose product is annotated as ribosomal protein S15. Bases 55 to 492 code for a protein of 145 amino acids. Lineage: Eukaryota; Metazoa; Chordata; Mammalia; Eulipotyphla; Talpidae. Gene Ontology annotation, biological process: ribosomal small subunit assembly; translation. The transcript is spliced from 4 exons. Gene Ontology annotation, molecular function: structural constituent of ribosome; RNA binding. Gene Ontology annotation, cellular component: ribosome; cytosolic small ribosomal subunit. The record is from RefSeq and is a predicted model, not a curated record.
UCGCGAUAACUGCACCGGCGCAGGGAAGGCGGGCCUUUCUGAAGAGGCGACGGGAUGGCGGAAGUGGAGCAGAAGAAGAAGCGGACCUUCCGCAAGUUCACCUACCGCGGCGUGGACCUCGACCAGCUGCUGGACAUGUCCUACGAGCAGCUGAUGCAGCUGUACAGCUCCCGGCAGCGGCGGCGUCUGAACCGGGGCUUGCGUAGGAAGCAGCAUUCGCUGCUGAAGCGCUUGCGCAAGGCCAAGAAGGAGGCGCCACCCAUGGAGAAGCCAGAGGUGGUGAAGACACACUUGCGAGACAUGAUCAUCCUGCCUGAGAUGGUGGGCAGCAUGGUGGGCGUCUACAAUGGCAAGACCUUCAAUCAGGUGGAGAUUAAGCCUGAGAUGAUUGGCCACUACCUGGGCGAGUUCUCCAUCACCUACAAGCCUGUCAAACACGGCCGGCCAGGCAUUGGGGCCACCCACUCCUCCCGCUUCAUCCCCCUCAAAUAGACUGCAUGACCAGUAAAGGCACAGACU